AUGCACACCAUGCCCCCGGCCUCCACACAGCUUCAGAUCAGCGCCCUUGAUCUAUCUAAUGCGUUUGAGUUGUCCUGGACGCGCAAGCGUCGCCAUGCCGCGUACGACGUUCCGGAUUCAGCCAAAAAGAGUCGGCCCUCGUCUGUGUGUUCCUCGAGCUCCGAUUUCGUCCAGAAACAGCCCCGAGGAAUCCCAGACGUGGUGAUAAGACAGGCCCAUUUUGCCAAAUCCAACGUGUUCGAGCUCCUCGACACCGCCAACGCUUCCGAAGACAUGUAUUUUCUCGAACCAGGCUCGAGCCUGAAAAUUCCAUUCAAUCAACGCGUUUCCUCCUUCUCGCUCCCGAUGAUCCUCACCUUCUUCGGCGUCAGCAAGGUCGACUACCAACUGUUGGACCUGAUGACCGACUCGCAGUUCGAAGGGUGCGUUCUCGGAGUGACAAGCAACUAUGAAGCCAAAAAUAAUUAUAAUUUCCCGAUCCUGGUGGACACUCGCGGAGUGUUGGCCAGACAUUUGCAUUUAUCAGACCCGCUCGGAGGAGGAACUUAUCCUCUGGCCUCGGUGAUGAUUUUCGAUAGACAAGGGGUGGAGUUGGUCAAAAUUCUCGUCAACUACGACUACAAAAAAUACUACAGCUCAGAUAACAGUCUCCGGGAAGUGUUCCAAGACGUGUUGGAGUAUAUUAAUGCACACUAA
This is a messenger RNA of Ogataea philodendri, 696 nucleotides long. RefSeq lists its product as uncharacterized. The transcript has a single exon. Lineage: Eukaryota; Fungi; Ascomycota; Pichiomycetes; Pichiales; Pichiaceae. The record is from RefSeq and is a predicted model, not a curated record. Bases 1 to 696 code for a protein of 231 amino acids.